Messenger RNA from Dalotia coriaria, 2790 nucleotides. RefSeq names its product sphingomyelin phosphodiesterase 4-like. The record is from RefSeq and is a predicted model, not a curated record. Gene Ontology annotation, biological process: glycerophospholipid catabolic process; ceramide biosynthetic process; sphingomyelin catabolic process. The transcript has 9 exons. Gene Ontology annotation, molecular function: sphingomyelin phosphodiesterase D activity. Bases 88 to 2586 code for a protein of 832 amino acids. Lineage: Eukaryota; Metazoa; Arthropoda; Insecta; Coleoptera; Staphylinidae.
GCGUAAACAAACAUCUGCCGCAAAGAUCAGUUAGAAUUGGUUAUAUUUCUCUUUAAAAAAGUGUUAAAACACGUUCAUCCUUACAUAAUGAUGAAUAAUAUUAAUAUGAUGAGUGCUUUACCUUCAUUUGAAUCAGAUAGUAUCUUGAGUCAAAUGAGUAAUGCAUUACUCAGACCAGAUACAAGAUGUGCAGAAUUAACUUUGCUCUUUGAAAGAGCUACCAAGCAAGACCUACAAACCAUAUUUCCAAUCCUAGUGGAUAAUAUUUUUGGUCCACAUGGUACUUUUCAUUGGAAUCUAAGAAAAAUCCAUGCAGAAACUCACACCACAGAAUAUAACAGCAUAAUGAAUUUUCUAAAACCUGAAGGAGUUUUGUUUAAACAGAUUUAUAUUCUGCUGCAUGAUAUUACAAUCAAAUAUGAUUUUAGUUUGGCUUAUUUGCCUACUAAAGUGAGACUGAUGCUUGAAGGGUCAAAUGUUAAUCCAUUCUAUAAUGAGAUUAUUCAGUAUACAAAUCAUCAGUCUGGAAGGCAAUUAGUUUCAUUAUUAUUAAAUCCAUUUGAUUAUUACAUAUUUCACUUUGUUUACCACUUGAUUAACCCAUGCCAUCAAAGAGUUCUUAGUGAAGAGCAUUGGAAUACAGUUUACUAUAACUUAUGUUCUGAAUAUCUCUUACAUUUCUUCCCUACAUCACUGAAUGUACCAAUUCUUCCAGUGAUAACAUUCUAUCAUGGAAAGAACCCAAUUCAAUCAACCCAACAUGUUUUCAAACCUUAUAAACAAAGUACUUUAUUGAAACAAAAUUUAUUCGGUGAUCCGCACAUCAACGAUAUGAAAGUGAUGCAUCAACACAUCGAAAAACAUCCACGCAAUGAAAUCUGGAGGAGUGAAACCAUUCUCAUGGCGAUUAUUGACUUGUGGUUGAGUAAUGAUCAAGUUUGCUCACAGUACAAUAAUUUAUCAACUGCUACUAAUUAUCCGGAACUACCAAGUGGAGACUACAUAAGAAUAAUCCGUGUUGUUGUAAAGCAUUUACACGCAUUUUCAUCUACAGCAAAAGAAGAUAACAGUUCACUCGGAGAACUUAAAAAGCACACUUUACCGAUGAUGCAAUCACGUAUGUAUGUUUUCCUGCGAAAUUUAUUGCAUCGUUGGCCACUGGAUGAAUCUUUCCGGCUUGUUUUGGAACUAUGGUUGAGUUUCAUACAGCCCUGGAGAUACGCACAUGAUACAUACAAUGAAGGUGGUGGAAUUUAUAAAAUGAUUCCUGCCUCAUCUUCACCUCCAGAUGAAACCGUGAAAUAUGCUGAUGAAAACACUUAUAUUCAGUUUAUCGCCGAGAAUUUAUUGGUUUACAUCGUGAUACUGCAACAGUUGUUACCCAGAUUCGCAAGAAUUGACUUGGCUAGUCCAAAGAACGCACAAAUGUUAUUUCGACUCACCAAAGUUUUCAACCAACCGAACUUGGUGUCUAUGCUGAAAAAAGUUGAAAGUCUUGUAGAGAAUAAGAACUACUCGCCCACACAUCAUUCCACGUUGAAUUACUCGUCGAUUUUACCACCAUUGUCGCCAACAUCGCGCUGGUCAACAAACAAUACGACUGAUAUUUAUAGCUCGACGCAUAUUAUGCAGGAUAUCUCGUCUGAUAAUGUUCAUCCUGCGAAUUUCUUCGGAUCGGGGUACGAUACUUUUGCAUCUAAGUAUUUGAACCUUGUACGGCAAAAGAUCUAUGAACUAGAAGGACCGAAUUUUUGUUAUAAGCCAAUGUUUAUAACGCAAACUGCUGCUGAAGUGUAUGAAUUAUUAAAACUCACAAAAUCCAGCGAAAUUAAAGCUGUGGCGUUGUUGGAAGAGUGUAAAACUGCACAAAAGAAUGACAAUGGUUUGUGGAGCUUUUUCUUUGGUCCGCUGCCAAGUCAGGAUGAGAUUUCCCUGCAGGAUAGACUAAAGGCGCCUGUGUUUUUGAAAAGCAGCGCUGAUUUUCUAAUAGAAAUGUUUCAGAUUAAAGAUUUUCAUAAUUUUGAUGUAACACCGGAGAAAGUCCACGAAUUGUCUAGAGAAGAUACGAUAAUGCAGGAUAAUUCAUAUGCGACCAUUUUAACACCGACCAAAGUGAAGGAGCGACUGAAAAACAUGAAAUACGAAGGCGAUCCUGACUUAAUUCCUAUUCGCAGCUAUGAAAUCGCGUUUUUAGUUCGAUUACUUUAUGUUUUUGCUUGUAACAUCAACCAACAGUAUGGAAAUCAUUUAUCACGAUGGUACUACAAUCAUGGUUUCUGCGGCCGUUUUGUUUCGAACUUCCUGCAGGAUCCAAUGCAAGCGUUCAAAUUCGAGAAGUCUCAUGGUUCAUCACGACGCGUGAUGUACCACCUUCCUCCACGCGUGAGCUUCCGCAAGUUUGCAAAUAAAAGCUUACUGAGUUUCCUUGCUUUGGGUACUUUGUUGUCUGUGUGGAUGCAAUUUGGAUGGAGCUGUUUUAUCAUGGGAUAUAUUACCAUCAAUGUGUUGGCAGCACUGAUUCGCGCGGUUUUCCGCACUAGAGUGGUGCCAACGCUGGACUUGAAUUUCAACGAUUCUCUCGAUUAAUAACAUUCAACUACACUCCAUGUUUAUUUUAUUUAUGUAUCUAAUGUAUAUGGAAAUGAUGGGAAUUAGAUGUAAGUUUAAGGUUUGUAUUUUAUUCCUGAUGACUUUCCUCUGUGAUGUUGCAUAACUUCUUGUUGGACUUUUCGCAGAUAUCGUUGUCACCCUGUUGAUUAAUAAAGUGAUGAAAUUGUAUAAUAAGGACAA